UAAAUGUUUGAAGGCUCAGCGCGCGGCCCCUUGACCCUGUGACGUCACAGUCGAUGAGGAGAAGAUGGCGGCGGUGCUGGAGCGUAGCUUCGUGGAGAUUUGCGGCUUUGAGCGGGAAACUGUGCAGCGGUUCAGAGAAGUGACGGUGGAUCUCGGUCUCACUGCGCCCCCUGCUGGCCUCAAGUUUCCAGAUAGCGCCGGAGCGUUUCACUAUGAGGAGAGUGGGAAGCUGCUGUCGGUCACCAGCAACAGAUUCAUUCACUGGUCCACGUCAGGAGACACGGUGACGCUGCAGGAACAGUCUCUGGAUGCCAACCUGCUCAACAAUGUCGUCAAACUCCGCUUCGCCCACUGCACCGUCCUGCCCGGUGGGGUCAACAUCCAGGAGACGCUCGACCAUGUCAUCAUCCUCAUCUCCACCAAUCAGAGCAUUCACAGGCUGGCACUGCCACACCCCACUCGCAUGUACCGCAGCGAACUGCUGACCGAGCACCACAUGCAGUCCGUCUUCACUGAUGUGGGGAAGCUGAGUCUGCAGGACCCCUCGCACAGCGCCGUCGUCCCCGGCUCGGCUGGACAGACGGGGAGUCCCAGCACGUCCACGGCCUGGCUUAGUCAACGGGGAGAGGCUCACUACGCCCUGGCCUCACCUGCAGGGGGCAUCAUGGUGCUCACGCUGCCCCCUCACGACACACAAGGCAGCGUGUCGAUGGUGGACCUGAAGAGAAGCUCCGUGAUGCAGAGGUUGUCGGGCUGGAUGCCCACAGCGAUCCGUGGGGAGCAGAGUGGGGCGGAUGUAGCCCUCAGUCUGGUGGUCAGAGAGCUGGAGGAAGACUCCUUCAUCUUCGCCCUGUGUCAGGAUCACCGGCUACGCAUGUGGUCGUUCAGGGAGCAGGCGUGUCUGCUGGAGGUGGACGUGUUGGAGUACAUGCCAUCCUGUAAAGGAGUGAAGCGCCUGUUGGGUCAGAGUCACCGUCUGAGGCUCGCCUUCUCCCCCACCACCGGCCUCUGUCUGGCCGUUUACCUGGCCGUACCUGAGCGAGGACAGUUCACCGUCCUGCAGCUCGUUACCACCGACAACAACCGCUACAGCCUGGAGCACAUCUCCACCCUAUUCACCUCACAGGAUACUCUGGUAGAUUUCCAUCUGACGUCCACAGACAUCUGGGCUCUGUGGGUCGACGACUCCAACGCCACGGUCGUCAAAUACAUCAAUUUUGAACAUAACUCAGCAGGUCAGUGGAACCAGGUGUUUGUUCAGCCUCCACCAGAGGAAGAGGUCCACAUCGGAGUGGACCAGGACCCCAGAGAGACAUACCUGGAGAUUCUCUUUUCUCCUCUUCGCUUCACUGCUUCAGCCAUAGUUAAAGCUUUACAGAUCUUCCGUCGUGACUCAGAGAGAAUCUCUGACGUUUCCUGGGAGACUCUGAAGAAGGAGGUGACAGUGGCUGUGGAGAGUCAGCUGCAGAGCAGUGUGACAGAGUUUGAGUUUUCUCAGGUGGAGUACCGUCAGCUGCAGGAGGAGUUCUGGUCCAGGUUCUACGCCUGCUGUCUUCAGUACCAGGAGUCUCUUUCCACUCCUCUGGGUCUGACCGUUAGCCACCACACGGGACUGGUCUGUCUGCUCAAGAAGGGUCUGGUUUCCUUCCUCCUUCCUUGUUCUGCUGUCGAUCAUCUGUAUCUGUGCAGCGACGAGUCUUUGAUGUCGGAAGAGGAGACGCUCAUCACCGACGACCCCGAGCUGGGCCGUGACAUCCUGCAGCUGGUUCAGUGUCUGCGACUCGUCAGUGAUGCAGUUUCUGGAGAAAUGUCGUACGAAAUGGAAAAAACUCUGGAACAUCUGGAGUCACCAGAGAGAGCAGCUGACGGCGUCCUGGAGAACCUGCUGUCCAACGACAGUGACAACGUUAUCGAGGACAUUCAGAACAAACUGCAGGACGUCCGACACCCAAUGGCGGCCAUGAUGGUUCUGCUGAGGGAGAUGGACCUGGAGACAGAGGUGGAGUCAGAGGUCACAGGGGGAGGAGCCAUCACACCUGGUCAGAGUCUGAACACGAGGCUCCGCCUCUCUCAGCUGUACAGCAGUAGCUCCGCCCUCUCCCUCGUCUGUCAGGCUGUCAGUCACAUGACCAUGACCAGAGCGUUGUUCUGUAGAGACCUACUGAUCCUGCAGAAACUCUACCUGCGCCUCGGAGACAACGUGUUCCUGGGGGGCGGGGCUCAGCUGCUGCAGCUGCAGCAGGACCUGAUUCCUCGGAGCUCUCAACUCCUCUCCUCCUAUCACCUCCUCAAACAUGUCAGUCAGAGUCUGGCCUCCUCCGUUCCCAUGGAUACGAUAGAUGCUAACCUACAGCACCUCACAGUGUUGGAGCUUUCUGACUCUCCAGCUCUGUCCACCAGAUCAGUGCUCUGUCCUCAGACGGUGGUGGAGCUCUUUUAUGAGACGGUGUCCAGGAGGACGAUCAUGUCUCAGAUCUUCAGUCAGCAGCAGAACAACUCCCUGCUCCAGUGGAGUCACAUGAUCUCCAGCGUGGUCACGCUGCUCGCUCAACAACUUUGGCCCAGUAACCCUGGUUUCCAGUUCCCCGAGUGUCUGAUGGCGAACUGUCAGUACACACAGCUACAGGAGUACGUGAGGCUGAUUGGUCCCUGGUGUCAGGUGAACAUCGGAUCCUGUCGCUUCAUGCUGGGUCAGUGUUACCUGGCCAACGGCGAGGGUCAGAAGGCGCUGCAGUGUUUCCAGGAGGCGGUGACGGAGGUGGAGAAGGAGGAGUUUCUGUUGAGACUGACGGGUGGGGAGGACGAAGAGGCCUCCUCCACCCCGAGGUUACAGUAUUUCAACAAGGUGCUGCGGUUACUGGAGGACGUCGGCCUACCGGAGCUGGUCAUCCAACUCGCCUCUCUGGCCAUAACAGAGGCUGCCAGUGACGUCAGCAGCCAGGCUGCUCUGUGGACACGAGUCUUCAAACAUCAUCUGGACCUGGGACACAACAGUGAAGCCUACGAAGCUCUCACACAGAACCCAGAGAGCAGCAUGCAGCUAGAUUGCCUCCGUCAGCUGGUGGUGGUUCUGUGUGAACGCUCUCAGCUCCAGGAUUUAGUCCAGUUCUCCUACGUCAACCUACAUGAUGAGGUCGUCAGUAUCAUCGAGUCUCGGGCCCGAGGUCUGGACCUGCUGACGCACAACUACUACGAGCUGCUCUACGCUUUUCACAUCAACAGACACAACUACAGGAAGGCGGGGACCGUCAUGUUUGAGUUGGCAAUGCGUUUGGGCCGUGAGGUCCGGACUCGUCUUGGUCUUCAGAAACAGGUGAACUGUUACCUCGCUGCACUCAACUGUCUCCGCCUCAUCAGACCAGAGUACGCCUGGAUCGUCCAGCCCGCCUCCGGAGCCGUGGUCGAGCGUGCAGGAGCGUCACCGAAGAGAAACUCUGACGGGGAGUUUUCUUCUGAACCAGUCAAACGUCAGGUGGACAUCCUGGAACUCAAGGACCUGGAGAAGGAGUACAUUCUUUCCCGCAGCCGCCUCACCCUCGCCCAACACCACCUGCCGUCUGCUGCCAUCGCUGGAAGUGCGUCAGCGGUGGAGAUGGUGGCCCUGCUGGUCCAAACAGGACUGUUUGACUCAGCUCUGUCUCUCUGUCAGACGUUCAAGAUGAACCUGACUCCGGUCUUCGAGGGUCUGGCCUUCAAGUGCAUCAGGCUUCAGUUUGGGGGGGAGGAGUCUCAAAAUGAAGCCUGGAGCUGGUUGGCUAAUAAUCAGCUGUCGUCUGUCGUCAACACCAAAGAAUCCAGCGCUGCAGACGAGGCGUGGCGGCUGCUCUCCUCCUACCUGGACAGGUACCCCUCCUCUAAUGGACAACACCAACGCUGUGUCAUCAACAAGCUGCUGUCACAUGGAGCCCCGCUGCCUGAUUGGCUGGUCAAAUCAUACAAGGCUGUUGAUGCUGCAUCUCUGCUGCGACUCUACCUGAACUUUGACCUGCUGGAAGCUGCGGCGGAGCUGGUGCUGGAGUACGUGGAUGCUCUGCUGGGGAGAGGACACCAGUACUUUGGAAUCCAGAAGCCGCUGUCUGCGACCUGGUCGUCCGCCUGGCUUCCAUACACGUCCAUCGAUCAGCUGCUGCAGACGCUCGCUGACACUCAGACCAAAAGCAGCAUGUACAACAGCGUUCGAGACAAACUGGACGAGUAUCAUCAGCUGGUAGAUCAAAUGACGAGACGCCGACUCGCCACUCGAUAGGAACCGUCCGUUGUUCACACUGUUUUUGUUUUUACAUGAAUAUUGUAAUAAUCAUCUUUUCUACUCGACUGUGAUGAAAUUAAAGAUUUUCCUUCA
Messenger RNA from Scophthalmus maximus (turbot), 4342 nucleotides. It is a transcript of the gene nup160, whose product is annotated as nucleoporin 160. NCBI's taxonomy places the organism in Eukaryota, Metazoa, Chordata, Actinopteri, Pleuronectiformes, Scophthalmidae. Gene Ontology annotation, cellular component: nuclear pore. The transcript has 34 exons. Gene Ontology annotation, molecular function: structural constituent of nuclear pore; protein binding. The coding region runs from base 65 to 4246 and encodes 1393 amino acids. The record is from RefSeq and is a predicted model, not a curated record.